Molecule: messenger RNA, 3800 nt
Organism: Drosophila elegans
Lineage: Eukaryota; Metazoa; Arthropoda; Insecta; Diptera; Drosophilidae
Gene: conv
Product: insulin-like growth factor-binding protein complex acid labile subunit
Exons: 10
Coding region: 341-3622 (1093 amino acids)
Molecular function (GO): protein binding
Source: RefSeq, a predicted model, not a curated record
CAUGUUAUUUAAGCGGAAUAAAAGGGUAAAUCCAACUGGAAGCUGUAAUUCACUCUUGGAAACCUUCCCGGACCAAAUAUAAAGUGAAAAACAACUUCAUGGACUGUUUUAACAGCACAAAAGAGAGCGCCAGAAAGAGGCAAAGAGCGGUCAGCAAAACCUGUUGCGCCAGCAGAGUGAAAAGUAAAACUUGAAAAAACCCUAUUAAGUCAAGCGGAAAACUCCAUAAACAAAGAAGUAUAACUUCCAGAAGGCAGCACCCACAAAAGACUUGAGCAACGAACUUGGUUGUGGGCAAUGGGCUAAACUAAAUUAAAACGCUGACGAAAUCCCAAAAACCAUGAUUCAGCUACGCCUGCGCAGUCUCGUUCUGCUGCAAUUUAUAGCCUUGGCCAGUUCGGAAUAUGUAUACGGCGAACCCGAGUUCAAGUGCCCCAAAAAAGCCAAGGCCUUGUACCCCUGCGAAUGUGUAAAGGGUAGCGAUAAUGGUCUAUAUAUACGCUGUGAGAACGUAAAUCUGGCCACUUUAUCCGUAGCCCUCCAGAAUUUGGCCUCUUUUGACAUGCCCAUCGAGGAGUUGACAAUCUACAGGGGACUCUUUGUACGUCUCUAUGGACCUCUGUUUGCUCAUAUUAAGGCGCGCUUGCUGAUCAUAGAAGAAACUCCGCUGGCCACCAUUGAGGAUUAUGUAUUUUACGGGGUUAACAACACUUUGGAGGAAGUGCACCUACUCCGCACAAAUCUAAGACAGAUAGGACCACUAGGAUUUGGAAUUCUUAGCAAAACAAAGGAACUUGUAAUCGAUGGGCAUGCCUUUGAGACGCUGCCCAAAGAUCUGUUUGCUGGUCAAGAGAUCUCCAAUUCUCUUGGUGUUAUAAGGAUGACCAAUGGCAACCUGAGUGAUCUGCCUGUAGAGACUUUUCAGCCUUUGCGGAAACUGAAAACACUUGACUUGCAUGGCAAUCAAUUGGAGAAUCUUAAACGCAAUCAGUUUAAGAACCUACGAGAGUUAGAGGUUCUGGAUAUCAGCCACAACAAGAUCAAAAAGUUAGAGUCACAGCACAUAGCUGAUCUCACAAAGAUGGGAUGGUGCAACGUUUCUCACAAUGCUUUAAACGAACUAAGUCGGGGAACUUUUGCCAGAAACUCGGUCCUAAAAGUCCUGCAUUUAUCUCACAACAAUAUUUCUCGACUAGAUGCAAAUAGUUUCAGAGGAAUGCGAUUCCUGCGACGUCUUUUCCUAAGCGAUAAUGUGCUCACAGAGGUUGGACGCGGUACUUUUGGUUCAAUACAACGCAUUGGCACUAUAGAUUUGGCACGCAACCAACUGAGGAAGGUCGAAUACCAGAUGUUUACGCAGAUGAACUAUGUGGAGCUCCUCGACUUAGCGGAGAACAACAUCACCACGAUUGAGAAGAAUUCGUUUAAGGAUAUUUACCAGGCUGUAAUAAACGUCUCGCAUAAUGCUUUGGAACUAAUAGAAACGGCAGCCUUUGAAAACUGUGUGAACAUCACGGUUCUUGACUUGUCUUAUAAUCGUUUGGCCAACUUUUCGCGUCGCAGCUUUGAUGAGACUACUUUUGCCACCUACUUUCAGCUGAGCUAUAAUAACUUCACCAAUUUAGCGCAGAUUCCUUUGCAAAACAUGACGGGCUUAAAAGUACUGAACGCCUCGCACAACAGCAUAACUGAUAUACCCAAGAACUGUUUUCCGAAACUUUAUGAACUGCACACCAUUGAUGUGUCGCACAAUAACAUCUCCAGCAUAUUUAAUGGAGUUUUUCAAACCCUGUUCUCGCUACGCUCCAUUGAUCUAAGUUACAAUAGCAUGAAGGAGAUAAAAUCGUCAACUUUUGGCACUUUGCCUACCCUCCUGGAAAUGGAUCUGAGUCAUAAUAAACUAGUUUCCGUAGUUCGAGGAUCGCUGGCCAAGCUGACCAGCAUGCGGCAGCUCUACUUAAAUAACAAUCAACUGGAAAAGCUAUUCCAGUUGCCCAUUUCGCUAAAUGAACUGCAUUUCAGCCACAACAGACUUGCUGAAAUACCUGCGGGUACUUGGCCGGUGAUGAACUCCUUAAUUUACUUGGACUUGAGCCAUAAUCAGCUCGGUAAUAGUCUAAAUGGGCAAAGUUUUACGGGUCUGUUGGUGGUGCAACGCUUAAAGCUUCAGAACAAUGGCAUUACACAGCCGCCAAUGGAGGCGGUGUCCGUCAUGUCAACGCUGCAGUACUUAUAUUUGGAGAACAAUAAUAUUACCACCCUGGAGCGCAGUGCCUUUGGCAAACUACCCGUUUUGUUUGAGUUAAAUCUGUUUAAUAACCAAGUUAGGGAUAUAAGCAAACGAGCUUUUGAGGGCCUGUUGCAGCUACUCACUUUGAAUCUGUCCUCCAACGGAAUCCAGCAGCUACAAAAUGACAUCUUUAUUGGCCUGCCCUCAUUGCGAACUCUUGAUCUGUCCUUCAAUUCGCUCUCCAAGUUGGACAACAAGACCAAUGGUGUCCUUGACGAUUUACUCAGCUUGGAAACCCUGGAUUUAAGUCACAAUCGUAUAAGUUUUGUGACCAAAAAGACCUUUCCAUCGCAUCAGUACAUUCCCUACAAUCUGAGGAACCUGAAUCUGAGCUACAACCAAAUGCCAGUGCUUACCUAUGAUAUUACCUUCGGCACCAAGAAGCUAUUCAAAUUGGAUGUGUCCCAUAACCAGAUCAACGAUCUAAGGAGAGGUGUUCUUUCCAACUUCACUUCACUUCAAAGUCUGGACAUGUCCUACAAUGAGCUGGCAAAUCUGGCAUCCGAGGAGCACAUCUUUGACCUGCCACAAAACCUAAGCACUUUGGAUCUGUCCCACAACCAAAUCUACCAUCUGCCCUUCGGCAAUCUGGUGAAAGUGAACUCCCUGAAAUAUGUUGAUCUAACGAACAAUAGCUUGGAGGAUGUGCCGGCAUCGAUAGUGGGCAGCAUGCGGAAUGGCAGUCAAGUGCUUCUUGCCGGAAAUCCACUGCACUGCGCCUGUAAUGCCCGUCCUCUGAAGCACUUUAUGCUGCAGCAAACGGCCCCCGGUGAGGAUUUCCAGGGCAUCUACUGCGGCACACCGGCUUUGAUCAAGGACAAGCAGCUGCUCUCGCUGGAUGAUGAGUAUCUGCACUGCGCCGAAGACGAGCGGGAGAUAUACAAGGGCUUUGACUAUGAACAGCUUACGGACGUCCGUUUCCGUGAAGUGAAAACCAACAAAGUUGGCCAGCUGACCCUGAGCUGGUAUGUAUCCGGCACUUCAGACGUCUCCGACUUUCAUGUUUACAUUCGGAGCACCGGCAAUGAGGUGCUACACCAGUCGGACUACGCCUACAACAAUCGUACUGCCCAGAUUCCAGUAGAGGAUCUCGUGGUGCUUGGAGAAGAGAAACUGCGUGGCGCUGAGAUUUGCAUAGUGUCCAGGGAUAGCUACGGCAACACCCGCAAGUGGUUCUCCGGUCAGUGUCAGCAGUUGCCAUCGCUCAAGCGUCCCCGUACUUUCUUCUUUGGAAACUUUCAGGUCAGGGGAGGUGUUUCCAAAACCUCCAGCAGUCUACCUCACUGUCUUUUGUAUAUAAUACUCGUUUUGUUUGUUUCCCCGUUGAAGUAAACAUCAUAAUUAAUUUAAUAUUAUGUAUCUUUUCGAACUUAAAACUAUGUUUACAUAUCGUUUAGUUAUUUGUUUAUAAAAAUAUUCUGGUGAUGCGAACUACAAAGACACAAAUGUAAAAUACUAAGACUAACCGUUUUAAGUUCGAAUCGAUGUGAUAAAAUGAACCUUUUGAAAA